AGAUAAGCUAUAGAUGAUAUUUCGUCAACACCAUCGAAACUUUUACAAGUAGAAUUAAAAAAUAAUGACGUAGAAACAAUAACAACUAGCGAUGUGGCACUAAUUAAAAGAAAUAUUCGUUAUGCACGUACAUCUGUUCACCCAAAACUACCGAAUAGCCUUUCCGAACUACACGAUUCUUUAUGUGUGUACGAAAUAAAAACCAAUAAACUGGAAAAAUUUUUAUUGGUGAAUGACAAACCAAAUGGCAUAGUUGGUUUUUCAACGAUAUCAAAUUUAGAGGUAUUAUGCAAAGUACAACAUAUUUAUAUUGAUGGUACAUUUAAAUCGUGUCCAAAAUUUUUUAUGCAAGUUUUUACAAUUCAUGGACUCCAUAAUGAUAAUUAUGUGCUUCUUAUAUAUUUUUUACUACAAAACAAACACACUGAAACGUAUGUGCAAUUAUUUAAACAUGUAUUACAUCAUUGUGAUACAAAUGGUUUCCUGUUUUCUCCUACAUAUGUCCACAUCGAUUUUGAAUCCGCAAUACAUUCUGCUGUAAGACAUGUAUUACCUACAGCUCAAAUUAAGGGAUGUCGUUUUCAUCUAGGGCAAAGUUGGUGGAGAAUAAUACAGUAUCUUGGUUUGACAAAAGUUUUUAAAGAUUAUAAUUCUGAAAAAGGGCAAUUUUUAAAGUAUUUAUUUGGGUUGCCUUUCUUACAUUCAGAUGAGGUAGAAGAAUGCUUUCAAAAUGAUUUGCAAUCCAUUUUACUUAUUGAAGACGAACAAAUUAAUAAAUUCAUAGAUUACAUAUUUAAAACUUACAUUACAAAAGAUGCUAGUUUUCCACCAUAUCUCUGGGCUGAAUUUACACCAACAACAAAUCGGACAACCAACAGUUGUGAGGCAUUCCACUCUAAAUUAAAUAAUCUAUUUAUCUCUAGUCAUCCAAAUAUUUACAAUUUUAUUGAUGGACGCAAUUCACCUAGUUUUAUGGAAAUGGGACGCAAUUCACCUAACGCCCAAAAUUCACCAUCAACUGUUCGUAAAUGUUGGAAUUAUGUUGGGCCACGCACAUUAACUAAUAGCAGUCGUAAAUAUAAAUAUUCAUCGUUGCUUGGACGAAUAGAAUAA
Sipha flava (yellow sugarcane aphid) is the source of this 1113-nucleotide messenger RNA. RefSeq lists its product as uncharacterized. The coding region runs from base 346 to 1113 and encodes 255 amino acids. The transcript has 2 exons. NCBI's taxonomy places the organism in Eukaryota, Metazoa, Arthropoda, Insecta, Hemiptera, Aphididae. The record is from RefSeq and is a predicted model, not a curated record.